This is a messenger RNA of Vicia villosa (hairy vetch), 2167 nucleotides long. RefSeq names its product homeobox-leucine zipper protein MERISTEM L1-like. Gene Ontology annotation, biological process: regulation of DNA-templated transcription. Gene Ontology annotation, molecular function: lipid binding; DNA binding; DNA-binding transcription factor activity, RNA polymerase II-specific. Bases 88 to 2034 code for a protein of 648 amino acids. The record is from RefSeq and is a predicted model, not a curated record. The transcript is spliced from 10 exons. Lineage: Eukaryota; Viridiplantae; Streptophyta; Magnoliopsida; Fabales; Fabaceae.
UUUGAUAUUCAACAACAACAACAACAACAAGUGCAACAUAAAAAUGUGAUUGAUGGAGACCAAGAUCUCAAUCAAGAACAAAAAAACAUGAGCACUGGUCGGCACUCACGUGAACAAAUACGAGAAUUGGAAAAGGUUUUCAAGCAUUGCCCUCACCCUGAUCAAGAGGAAAGGGACAAGUUGAGUCGCGUGCUAGGUCUUGCGCCAAUCCAAAUCAAGUUUUGGUUCCAAAACAAGAGAAAUCAAGAUAAGGUAAUGCAUGAACACCACCAAAACAAUCAUUUGAGACUAGAGAAUGCAAGGCUUCGUACCGAGAAUGAGAUGCGUAAGGAGGUGUUAAAAAACACUAGAUGUCUGCACUGUGGAGGGCCAGUUUCUAUUGGUAAAUCAUGCUUUAACCAAAACCAACUUAGAAUUGAGAAUUCCAAAUUAAAGGCUGAGAUUGAAAUGUUGUCGGGAGUUUUGAGAAAUGAUAGAAAUGUAGUGGAAAGUGAUAAUGAUAUCACUUCAAGUAUGAUUAAGGAGUUGUACUAUGAUGGUAAUGAUCCAUUUGGUUCAAUUUCAACUCCUUAUUUUGACAAACAGAAAAUUGUAGAACUUGCUAUGGUUUCUAUGGAGGAACUCACAAGGUUAACUCUAGCUGGAGAUCCUUUAUGGAUCUCUACUAAUGAGUGUGAGAUUUUAAAUGAAUCUGAAUACAUUAGGGUUUUCCCUAAUGUAAUAGGUCCAAAACUCACGGGGUUUAUAUCUGAAUCUUCAAGGGAAUCAAUGAUUAUUUCUAUGAAUCAUGUUAAUCUCAUUGAGACUCUUAUGAAUGUGAAUCAAUGGUCUGCAAUGUUUUCUGACAUUGUUUCCAAAGCAAUGACAAUUGAAGUUCUAUCACAUGGAGUAUCAGGAAACUACAAUGGACAAGUACAAGUGAUGUCAGCCGAUUUUCAAGUUCCUUCACCACUUGUUCGUGCUCGUGAAAACUAUUUCGUUAGAUAUUGUAAGAAGCACGAAGAAGGAACAUGGGCGGUGGUUGAUGUUUCCUUGGAUCAUCUUCGACCAAGUAGUAGCACAACGCCAAGAAGUCUAAGACGACCCUCCGGCUGUUUAAUUCAAGAAUUACCAUAUGGUUAUUCGAAGGUUACAUGGGUUGAGCAUGUAGAAGUGGAUCAUACUACAUUAUUGUCGAAUAGAUUUUAUAACUCUUCAAUAACUUCAAGUCUUGCCUUUGGAGCUAAGCGAUGGGUGGCAUCACUAGGUAGACAAUGUGAACGUCUUGCAUGUUCAAUGGCCACCAACAUACCUGCACGAGACUAUUGUGCGAUAAACAAAUUUCAAGGAAGGAAGAUCUUACUGAAUUUGGCGCAGAAAAUGAAAUUAUGCUUUUCAUCUGUUGUUGGUUCUUCUAUAGAAAGUUGUUGGAAUGUUCUAACACCUGAUUCUCAUGAUGUGAGAGUCAUGUCCAAAACAAACACUAAACCUGGAACACCUCUUGGCGUAAUUCUUAAUGGUGGAACAUCUCUUUGGCUUCCAGUUCUUCCCAAGAGACUUUUUGAUUUUCUUGGAAACCAAAAUUCAAGAAGUGAGUGGAAUAUUCUUUCCAUUGGGAGUAUAAUUAAAGAAAUGGCACACAUUGGACAUGGUCGUGAUCUUGGAAACUGUGUUUCUCUAUUCCAAGUCAAUAAUCAAAACUACAUGCAAAAUAAUAACAUGCUUCUACUUGAAGAGAAAAGCAUUGAUAGAACUUCCUCACAUGUAAUAUUUGCACCUGUUGAUAUCAACUCAAUGAAUGUAGUAUUGAAUGGUGGAGAUCCAAAUAUUAUUGCUUUGUUUCCUUCUGGUUUUGUUAUUCUUCCAUAUGAUGUUCAACUCAACAAUGGAGGACCAAUGCUAAAUUCUAUUGGAUCUGGAGGUUGCCUAUUGACAAUUUCAUUUCAGAUUUUGGUUGGUUUGGAUCCAGCAUUAAGAAUAGAAGAUUGUUGGAUAGAAGCUGUUGUGAAUUUGAUUAAGAACACAACUGAAAGAAUCAAGGUUGCAAUGGCAUGAAACAAAAGGAUAUAGGGUUUGAGAAUUGAGUUUGUCAAAUGAGUGUGGAAGUCUAUAUGUUCCAUGAGACUUUUAUGAGAUUUUUUAUGUUAUUGCAAUUUGCUUAUAAAAAAAACAUUUGUUGUGUGCUUUU